Phymastichus coffea is the source of this 6400-nucleotide messenger RNA. It is a transcript of the gene Cad99C, whose product is annotated as cadherin-99C. The record is from RefSeq and is a predicted model, not a curated record. Gene Ontology annotation, cellular component: catenin complex; plasma membrane. Gene Ontology annotation, biological process: homophilic cell-cell adhesion. NCBI's taxonomy places the organism in Eukaryota, Metazoa, Arthropoda, Insecta, Hymenoptera, Eulophidae. Bases 388 to 5163 code for a protein of 1591 amino acids. Gene Ontology annotation, molecular function: calcium ion binding; cadherin binding. The transcript has 22 exons.
UUCGCUAACGUUCAGGCUUGGCGCUCUGUCGCGCUCGCCACCACAUACGUGAAAUAGGCUUACUACUAGGUUAGACAGUUCGCCGGCCACCUGUUGCCGUCCCGCAGCUGUGCAAACGCGAGAUCGAAGAGUGUGCUGUGCGAUUCUGUGCGUGCGCGACAAGUGUGUGACGUUAUAUCUAACGUGUCGCCGAGUGUGUUGAUUGUGGAAAACGAGAAAGAGAGAGAGAGAGAGAGAGAAAGCGAGAGUGACAUGAAGAGUUGCUAUAUUACAGUGAACCAAAUCAAACACCUAUAGGUACAUUUUACAACUGCGCUGCGUGUUCUGGAUAUGCCGGUUGUUUCGACCCACGCGUACUGCUGCACUUGAGUGAAAGAAUCCAACGCCAUGGCUGCUGAACAACCAAAGAGCUCGGCCUUCAAUGCAAAAUGUCUCGUUGGAUUUUUGUGCGUUGCUCUACUGCCAGCUAUCGCGGUGUCAAAAGGUUUGUGCGAGCUGGAGAUCAAUCAGUCCAACAUCAUUCUGGACAUCGAAGAGAGCAGGGCCGACUCGACUGAUCAAGAGACGAUACCGGCGGAAUUGCCUGUGAUCGGCGAUCCACGAAAUGAGACUAUACUGGAGCUCAGUUCGACGGGAAGGCAGCCGCUUUUCAAGCUUGACGGCAAGAGGCUCAGGUUGCUUAGGCGCCUUGACAGAGACGAGGAAAACCUUUCGCACGUUACAUUUCAGCUGAGCUGCACAGUACGAGCGACAAGAAGCAAUCGAAAGAUACCGGUUAUAGUACGAGUCUCAGACAUUAAUGAUAAUGCGCCAAAGUUCGUUAACACGCCUUACGAAACAACUGUGUCCGAGUUGACACCAGUUGGCUCGACGAUCUUCAAGAAUGUAGUUGCUACGGACGCUGACGCAGGUGUAAACGGUCUGGUUGAAUACUCGAUAGCACCAGGUGACGGGACUGGCAUCGGCUAUAGCGAUGGCCUCGGUCGUGAUCGGGUCACCACUGCCGAUGGCUAUGGAUACUUCAGUAUCAACUUGCCGCAUCAAGGCCAGGUCACCGUCAACCGGACUCUGGAUUUCGAAAGAACGCAGCGCUAUCUCGUUACAAUACUUGCUUCCGAUCGAGCAAUUAAACCAUCCGAGCGUUUUACCGCAACAACAACCUUGACUGUAAACAUUCGCGAUGACGAUGAUCAGGAUCCUUCGUUUAUUUAUCAAGGCUGCAUGUUGCUGAAUGGCGCUUGCAUCAAUCCUGAGUAUUCAGCAUCGGUGUCCAGUGGUGUACUGUCAGGAAUUCUGAAUAUUUCGCCAGAGAAGAUCCAAGCAGUCGACAUGGACAGUAUUAACGCACCAAUACGUUACUCAUUUCUCAGUGGCAAUCCAGCCAACUAUCGGGAAUUCUUCGAAAUUCAUCCAAGUACUGGAGCUGUUAAGCAGAUAAGACCUGUUGAUACUAGCGUCACCAAGAAAUUUGACAUCAUCAUUAAGGCUGUGGAGGAUUCGGAGGCGGAGCGAUCAGCUACUGCAAAGUUGAGCAUCACCGUUAAACCAGUUGAUAGUAAUCCGCCGGUUAUUAACGCCUCGUCUGUCGAAGGUUUUGUUGAUGAAAACGCUUCUGUUGGAACCAAAGUUACUGACGCUUAUAACCGACCAGUUGUUCUCUCCGUUACUGACGCUGAUUUGAGUCCAGAGGAUCCAAAGCCAGACUACACAUUCGAGCUGACAACGACGUUUUUCUCCAUCGACUCGAAUGGCAUGCUUGUAAUCAACGAGGAAAACUUGGACCGUGACCCACCCAGUCCUGGUCACUUCCGUUUCCAGGUUGUAGCUCGCGAACGAAGUGGUACCGCUGCAUCGGCGCCGCUAUCUUUUAUUGUCACCCUCAAAGACGUCAACGAUAAUGCGCCAAUGCUACCUAUGACACCGCCAAUAACUGUACAGGCCGGUGAAACUAAACGAGAAGUCUACAAGGUGGAAGCGACUGACAACGACGAAGGUAUUAACGCCGAAAUUACCUACAGCAUCUAUCAUGUGUCGAACAACGGUUUACAAAAGUUUAAAAUCGAUCCGAAAACCGGAGUAAUCGAGUCACUAGGCAAACUCAACGCUGGCGAACAAUACAGUAUAACCGUACAAGCGACCGACAAUGGUGGCCGUUUCUCUCAGACCAUCGUCGAAGUGAACGUCAUUCCAGGACCUAAUACUCGUAGUCCUGUUUUUCGCCAGCAGGUUUACGAGGUGCAGGUCAGCGAGGGUGUUUCGCUCAAUUCUACCGUUGCAACUAUCGUUGCCGUCGAUCCCGAAAACGAUCCCGUUUCCUAUUCCAUCGUCUCGGGUAACGAUCUCAGGCAGUUUUCUAUUGGCGAUAAGUCUGGAGUUAUAACUGUCAUAAGGAAGCUCGACAGGGAGGACCUUACGCGAUACCAGCUGAUAAUAAAAGCUGAAGAUACGGGGGGACUGUCAAGUACCUGCACAGUGAAUAUUAAGGUGACGGAUAUCAACGAUAAGAAUCCGGAAUUCGAAGGCUUACCAUACGACUUGACAGUGAAAGAAGGCGAGGCGCGUAAGCUCAUUGGUCGCGUGCAUGCCGAAGACGCCGACGAGGGUAUCAAUGCGGAAAUCACUUACUUCGCACCGGACGAUAUACCUUUCACUGUCGAUCCUGAGACUGGAGAUGUUCUGACCAAGAUUGCUCUCGACUAUGAACAGAAUCACGAGUACAAGUUCGUAGUAACAGCUCGCGAUGGAGCACCGGAUCCGCGACUUGCUACCGCCACCGUUACCGUUCACGUGGUUGAUGUCGAGGACGAGGUGCCGAUAUUCCAUCAAAGUAGCUACAUGGCAAGCGUCAAGGAAAACGUUCCUGAGUACAUGGUCGUGCAAGUCAAUGCCGACGAUCCGGACACGAAAAAGCAAGUGACUUAUGUUAUCAAGACUGGCGAUACCGAUCUAUUCAGCAUCGAUCCCAAGACGGGAAUAAUCAAGACAAUUCGUGGAUUGGACUACGAGCGAGAAAGUAUGCACGUGUUAGAAAUCGGCACUUUGGAAAACACGAGUAACUUGCCUGGCUCGUCGACACGCGUGGUCAUCAAUGUGCAGGAUGUCAACGACAUACCACCAGUCUUUACAAUGGUGCCCAGGCCUGUGAGGCUGGAUGAUACUGUGCCCAUUGGCUCGACUGUGGUUAAUAUGGUUGCCACGGAUUCCGACGGCACUGCACCUGGCAACCAGGUACGCUAUGAAGUGAUCGGACGUGGCAUAGCCGGAAAGUAUUUUGCAAUCGAUUCAGACUCCGGAGUGUUACGGGUACGCGACGAUUUGCGCAAAGUACAAGACACUGAAUUCCAAGUUGACAUUCGUGCUUACGACUUUGGUGAUCCACAAUUGUCAUCGGUUAAUACCGUGCCAAUUUUCGUUCGUCACGUUGCUAGUCCAGCUUCGGAAUUAGGUUUGGGUUUCGCCGAGGACUCAUACAACGUCGAUGUGCCCGAGGAUGCCAUAUCAGGAACACUAAUCAAGACGCUUAGCAUUAUUAAUUCCAACGCUAACAACAUGGCACCAGUGAGCUGCGAGAUUUACGAGGGUAAUGAUCAGGAUUUGUUCUACACCAAUAUCACUGAGGAGAGGAACUGUGGGCUGUGGUUGGACAGGACCGAGCUGGAUUUUGAGACGACCGAGAGUUAUCAGAUCAAAAUCCGGCUGGAGGCACACGCUGGAAUGCUUAAAAGCGGCAGAAAUACUACCAUGGUAAAAGUCCAAGUGGUAGACGUGAAUGACAACAAGCCGACGUUUGUAUUCCCACAAGUAAAUAUAACGAAAGAGCGAUUCUUCGCUAAGGUGCCGCAGGUGGCGCAGUUUGACUCGACGGUACUCGAGGUGAAAGCUCACGACAAGGACAACGGCAAAUAUGGCAAACUUGAAUUCUCCCUUAUCUUCGACACCGAGCACACUCGUGCAAACGACUUUUUCGCCAUCGAUCCGACUUCUGGAAUUAUAAGAACUACUGCUAAUUUUGAUACUGUUGAGCCGCAAGAAUUGCCUUUCAGAUUUAUCGUUCAGGCCAAAGACAAUCCCAAUUCAACAAAUAACACGAACGUCGUGGAAGCCCCAGUAAUUGUCAAUCUUGUAGGGCCAGAACAUUUUCUUAUCUUGACAGUGCAAAACGCUGCACCAGAAUCGUUGCACAAGGACAGAUUCAAGAUCGCUAGAUUAAUUGAGGACAAGACUGGUUUGCUUAUUGAAAUUGAAAAGAUUGACUCGCGUAGGUUACUCUCAGUUAACAAUACCCUUGAGGUUCGACAUCACGACUCUGAUAUUUGGUUCUACUCUAUCGAUCCCAAUACCGAGAAAAUUUUGACGAGGAACAGCACUUUAUUAAAUAAGCUAAUCUUGGACAAGCAUUCGAUGUCCAACAUUACGUACGACUUGUCGCCGUUAGUGCGUGCUACGGUGGUUGACGUGCAUGCGCCCAUAAUGGAGCCAGAGCCAGCUCGCACCCAUACUGCCAUCGCUUUCAGUGGCGAGGUCUUCCCUUACGCACUUAUUGUUAUCGCAUUUGUCAUUCUUGUACUUGGCAUCGCUGGCAUCAUUUACAUUUGCGUAUCGUGGUCCAGGUAUAAGGCUUAUAAGGAGCGCAUGCAGCGGAUGUACGUGGUGCCGAGGUACGAUCCGGUCUACGUCGAGCCAAAUCUCAAGGAAUACGAGACCCAAGUGCUGCAGAUGAGCGUUCCCAUCGACGAUAACGACAGCUACAACGACUUGCAGCUGGAUUUCAGUAAUAAAAAUCACGCCUUCAGCCUCGACAACGUCAGCUACAUCACCAAGGAGAACGGGGAGAGCACCGGUCAGCAAAGUCCAGUCUCGUCCGAAGCGGCAACGACGGCCCGAGCGUCAAGUAUCGCCGGCACGCACGAGGUGCACUCGUUGCGACGAUCGACGACCCUCGGGCGCAAGAACAAUAUUAAUGCCGCGGCAGCGGCUAACAGCAGUACCCUGGGCAAACGCGACAAUCGCGACGCAACGCCCGUACUCAAUCCACUCUACAACCACGACCUCAUGAGCGCUAGCCCGUCCAACGACAAUGUCGUCUUCAGGAAGGAGUACACGCAAUUCGGAUUUUCCUAUCUUGGCGAACAGAGCCCCGUUGAGACUACCACUGAACUGUAGUCGCGAUACCUUAUUGUUACUUUUCUUCUUUUGUCAAACGAAAUAUCUUUUACUCGAAAAACAAGUUGUCCCUGUUCUAUUCCUGGGAGCUUCCUUGUUACGAACGACAGAGGAUUGUAGUUCUCUAUGUAUAUUUGUUAUCUGUUUUUUUUUUGCAUUAGUGAGCGAUUGUGUAAAUAAUGUACGUGUUUGUCAAUUGGAACAAAGCUAUUUUUUUAAUCAUUAGCGCAUUGUGACGAUUGCAUUUGCUAAUUGUACAUUUGAGAAUUGCCAAAAAAAGAAGAAAGAUAAAUGAUCAAUUAAAUGGGUUUAUUUGGAUUUUUAAUAUGCGCUGUAGGAAAAAACGUGUUAGUGUGUAACGAGAGACGAUUGAUUUUGUACAUUUUCAUAUUGUAAGCUUGAGUGAUGUUUUUUUUAUGAAAUCGAUUAUUUAUGUGAAUGUAUCAAUUAUACUGCCAAAUUUAUAUGACUGCGAAGGUUGUUCUUUGUUGAAAUAGGGAUCUAACGCGUGUACUUAAUAUUGUAAUUUUAGUACAACGAUAUAUUUACGAAAAAACGGAUUGUUACUUAAAUGGUGAUAGAACAAAAACUCAAUGAAGAGUUUAAUGUAAGUAAAUUAUUAUUUACUUAUCUUAUGGCUACUUAUAGAUCUAUGUUUCUAAUCAAAUUCGAUCAUAAUAUAGAUUUUUAUAUGAAAGCCCACUGGGAACUGAGCGAUCUCAAGUUACCUUUUUAUUAUAAAAAAAGCAAGCAAAUAUUAUUACAAUGACUUCUCACAUGAUUUGUCUUAAUAGAUCGCCUAAUUCUCAAUCAUCUUCUUAACAUUAACUAUACGAGAACCAAUAAUUUUACGCAAAAUAUUUGGUUCACGAAUGAUUUUAUCAUAACUACAUCGAUAUCAUGAUAUUUAGUAUAAAGAUUGUACGAUAUAUUUCACGUAUUAAAGCAUAACGACAAAGAAAUAAUACUAUUCAAUUGACUCUUGCAAUUAACUGUGAGAAUCUUAAUCUAUGUGACUUCAUUUUCCUGACGAUUACUUAAAUACAUUUUUUAUACAUUUUCAUAUUCUAUAAUCGGUCAGGGAAAAGUACCUUAGUCAUAUCUUGUACUACUGCCGAUAGAUAUAUUUAAGUCUGUUUUUUUUUUCUACUUAAUAAUGAUUUUUUUCUAUGUAAGUUACUUUUAAAUUGAUCAAUUAAAUAUCAACGAAGAAUAAAAAUUAUUUGUCAAGAAUUUG